Messenger RNA from Chrysemys picta bellii (western painted turtle), 1732 nucleotides. It is a transcript of the gene PRTFDC1, whose product is annotated as phosphoribosyl transferase domain containing 1. Gene Ontology annotation, biological process: purine ribonucleoside salvage. Gene Ontology annotation, cellular component: cytosol. Lineage: Eukaryota; Metazoa; Chordata; Testudines; Emydidae. The record is from RefSeq and is a predicted model, not a curated record. Gene Ontology annotation, molecular function: hypoxanthine phosphoribosyltransferase activity.
CAGCUGAGGGGUAGAGGCCCGGCGGGUAACACCUCUCCUCCGCGCAAGGGGGCUCCCAUCGCUGCAUGCGGCGGCCUCCGCUCCCUGCAGGCCGACGCCUUCCCCCAGGCCCCCACCCGGAGAGCAGCAGCAGCACCGCCUCCCCCCUCCUAGCCCGGCGGCUGCAGCGGUUCCGCGCCGCUCCCCUGGGGCUGGCGAGGGAAGAUGGCUGGUCAGGGCGGCAGCAGCGCGGCGCCGCAGAGAGGCAGCGGCCGCGGGGUUGUGAUUUCAGACGAUUGGCCAGGCUACAGUUUGGAUUUAUUCACAUAUCCACAGCACUACUAUGGAGAUCUGGAAUAUGUGCUCAUACCUCAUGGUAUUAUUGUUGACAGGACAGAAUGCUUGGCCAAAGACAUCAUGCAAGACAUUGGAGACAAUAACAUUGUGGUUCUCUGUGUACUUAAAGGUGGCUACAAGUUCUGUGCUGACCUUGUGGAGCAUAUUAAGACUCUCAGUAGAAAUUCAGAAAGGUCCAUCUCCAUGAAAGUUGAAUUUGUCAGACUGAAAAGUUACCAUCAUGAUCAGUCUACGCAAGAUAUGCAAAUAAUAGGAGGAGAAGAUCUUUCAAAGCUGACUGGAAAGAGUGCGUUAAUUGUGGAGGAUAUUAUUGGAACUGGAAGGACUAUGAAGGCUCUGCUUAAUAACAUAGAAAAAUACAAGCCAAAGAUGAUUAAGGUAGCAAGUUUGUUGGUGAAAAGAACAUCCCAACCUGAUGGGUACAGACCUGACUAUUAUGGAUUUGAAAUUCCAAAUUUGUUUGUGGUAGGUUAUGCCUUAGACUACAACGAGCACUUCAGAGAUCUAAACCACAUAUGUGUUAUCAAUGACAACGGCAAAGGAAAAUACAAAGUCUGAAGUAGUAGGGUCCAAGCCUGAAGAUCUGUACAUUCAGUGAACUGGAAAUUUGACUACAAUCCUUGAAACAUCUCCCUGAAAACUAAUUUAGUAGACUUAUGUUUCUUUCAUUUCAGUAUAAAAAGUGGUUUCCUCUAAGGAUAGUGACUUUGGUAUUCAAAAUUGAGUGCUCCUCUCUAAAUAUGAAGUAUUGGGCUUUUAAUGUAUUGCAGGUUUUAAAUACUAAAAUUACAACAUAUUAGUCACAAGACACAGUAACUUACCUACAGACUUGUGAAUACAUCUUUUCUACAUUUAGUCAGUCACCCUAGUCACUUGUUAUUUUUACAGUUUGUAUACCUUGGAAUGUCAUAUACAGUUGCUCAGCCAUAACUUUACAUUGUGUUUUAAAUUUGAUUUUGUAAUAUUGCCAAAAUGUAUUAACCAGAAAAUUCAGCAUCACUUUAGUUCAAAUCAAAUCCAACACUAAUGUUCAGUGUUAAUACAUACACUGUUAGGUUUCAAAUGAAUGUGUGUGUUCGUGUAUUUCUGACCACUAUUAUCUGCUCCAUUAGAAUAUUUUGAACUACAGUAUACAAUGAAUCUUAAUGAUGUUCUGAAAUAAACUUUUUCAGCACACUCUUGAUUUGAACUUUCAAGAUGAGAUGAUAAUGGUGUGUCAUAUGUAUGGAUGUAUUCAACUGUGUUUAAUAUACUGAAUUUUAAUUGAAAGAAAACAAUGGUGGUGAGGCUUCAGUUUCUAAACUGCAUCUUUUUAUUUGUAUGAGACAUAAGUCACAGAAUGAACAAAAUGUUUUCAAGGGCAUAUUUCCAUAAUUAAAAAUAAUAAAGUACAAAA